This is a messenger RNA of Galeopterus variegatus (Sunda flying lemur), 3127 nucleotides long. It is a transcript of the gene CCDC174, whose product is annotated as coiled-coil domain containing 174. Lineage: Eukaryota; Metazoa; Chordata; Mammalia; Dermoptera; Cynocephalidae. Bases 148 to 1551 code for a protein of 467 amino acids. The record is from RefSeq and is a predicted model, not a curated record. The transcript is spliced from 11 exons. Gene Ontology annotation, cellular component: nucleus.
ACCUCCUCAAGAUGGCGCCAAGAUCGCAGACUCACGCAUGCUCAGCGUCGCUGCCAAAGACGCUUCCGGUCGCGCCGGAGGCAGGUGCGGGAGGACUGCGCGGACUCGGGAAGCGUCUAUGUCGGGCCGGGACGGUCCGGCGCGACCAUGGACCGGAGAAAGAAGCCUUUGGACGUCACGGCCUCCUCGUUGGUAGAUCUUAAGGCCGAACUCUUCCGAAAACAAGAAGAAUUCAAACAAGAAAAACUUCUAAAAGAUUCUGGAGUUUUGGGAAAACCAAAAACAGCUAAUAAGAAACCAAGUAUCUGGAGCAAACAGAAUGCAGGAGUUUCAAAUCGAGCUGAGAAGGAUGCUGAACAGAAGAUUGAGGAACAGAAGACUUUAGACAAAGCAAGGGAAAAAUUGGAAGAAAAAGCCAAACUGUAUGAAAAAAUGACUAAAGGAGACUUUAUAGAUGAAGAAGUAGAAGAUAUGUACCUCGUGGAUUUCACACAGAAGAUCAUAGACAAGCGCAAAGAAAUGGAGUCAUCUGGUGCCAACAGAGAUUCUCGAAAGGCAGGAGAAAGGAAUGAUGAAGAAGAAAGUCUUCUUGAAGGAGAUAUACCUCCUCCCCAAGACCCCAGCGAAGAAUGGGUGGAUUAUGUGGACUCCUUAGGGCGAUCCCGGCGCUGUAUGAGAAAGGAUUUGCCACAUCUGCUGGAGAUGGAUAAAAAUCUUCAGGGGAGACUUUUCAUUAGUCCUGCUAAUGAAAAAACUCUGUUAUCUGAAGACAUGAGAAAAGAACUUCAGCGCCAGCAAUGGGAGGAAGAAGAGAGGGAGGCUCUGGAAAGGCCGAUGGGGCCCGUGCAUUAUGAAGAUAUCCGGGAAAAUGAGGCCCGGCAACUUGGUGUUGGUUAUUUUGCCUUUGCCAGAGACAAAGAGUUGAGAAACAAACAAAUGAAAACUUUAGAGAUGCUGCGUGAACAGACAACGGAUCAGAGAACAAAACGAGAAAACAUAAAGGAAAAGCGAAAGGCCAUGUUAGAAGCAAGGCUUGCCAAACUUCGACAAAAAAAGAUGAAAAAACCAAAAGAAGAUGGAGCAGAAGAAGAAAAUAGAGAUGAAGAUGUUAUUGAGCCUUUGUCACUGGAACCAGAGGCUGUGCUUACUCCACAUACUGUGGCUCAGACUAGCAAAGUAGAGGUCAUUGUCCAAGAGAGGAAGGACACCAAGCCUGGAGUGCCACAUGUGCGGGAGUGGGACCGAGGAAAAGAAUUUUCUUUUGGCUACUGGUCGAAGAGGCAGUCAGAUCUCCGGGCAGAGAGAGAUCCUGAGUUUGCCCCGCCAUCAGAUUACUUUGUGGGUCAAAGGAGAACUGGUUCUUUCAGUAACCAGACAUGGAGCAGACCUGGACCAGCACAGAGUGACCCAAGGCAGCACUCUGGCCAGAGCCACGAACCCAGCUCUUCACAUAUGUCAUCUCCUCCUGUCCCUGAAAGUUCACCACAAGUCCCACCGGUCACUUUUGAAACUCUGGAUGAUAUGAUCUCAUAUUAUAAACAAGUGACAUGAGCUUAAAAAGCGUUUCUAAGCUGGGUUUGUGCUGGUGAAGGUGGAGUCCUCACCCAGAGAAGGAGAAAUAACUUUAGGGACCGAGUUGCACCUUUUGUGCUCUGUCCUUUCCCUCGAAGGCACAGACUUCAGGUUGGAUUCAUCAGCAAGGAAGAAACUGAGUGAUACUAUGGGGACUCUCUUGGCCACUUGGCUGUUUAUUUCUUUCUAACUGGUGUAGAGACAUACUCAUGUGAAUUUACAUGUGAGCUCUGACAGAGCAGAAAUAUUUAUUCUGUAAAAUUUGACAGUGAGGAGCUUGUGACCCUAUCUAUUUCAUACCCAUUCCUACGACUUCCUCAGAUGUAAGGGUUCAAGUCCAUGCCUCUUGCAAAUACUAGCAUGCAGGUGACUUUAUUUCAGGGAUUCAGCCUCCAUAUCAGUUGAUGGAGCAUAGAUCAGGAGGAAUUUUUGCCUGUCAAACAAUGGCAAGUGAGGGGACACUGUAUGGGAGGCAAAGUGAUCUAGUAUCCGGGAAGACCCUGAAAUUGGUAGAAUAUUAAACUACCAUAUUUGAAAUGAUGAGGAAGACCGGGGAGUAGCCCUUCAUAACACAGAAAGGUAGAAGUUGAAAUUCCUUUUAUUGUCAUAUUUUAUUAUCCUUACCCCUUGCAUAGCAGGCCUUCGGUCAGUGUGUGUUGAAUGAUGGGAUGUUAGGUGGAGGCCACUGGACCUACUCAGAGACUGAUGCUCCUUAGCUGUCAUGGUUAGAGCUUUGUAGCUCAUCCUGCCUACCUGUCACCCUCACUCUAGACCAUCUUCCUCUUGGGAGCCUGAUUUGGAUCAGACUUGGGCCUGAGUAGAGCAGGAAGGUCCCUGUGUGUUUAACAAGGGGAGGGAUGGGUGGACAGGGCACCAGAACGAUGGCACUGUGCCUAGGGACCCACUUGUCCUCUGCCUGCCACACCUCAGAGUAUUCCCUGUACAGCUACAGACAAACAGUCGGGAGUUGGUCACCAGGCCACUGGCUUCCACAGUGCCCCUCGGGCCAGAGAGUCCUGUAAGAAUGUGGUAGGUAAGGGCCGGCCCGUGGCUCACUCGGGAGAGUGCGGUGCUGACAACACCAAGUCAAGGGUUAAGAUCCCCUUACCGGUCAUCUGUUAAAAAAAAAAAGAAAAGAAUGUGGUAGGGAAGUCCUUGAACUCCUGGGAAGGAGCGGAGCGAGGGAAGGAACCCGCCCUCAUGGGCCUCUGUGAUGGCAUCGUCUCUGGUCCACAGCACUGCAGAGUGGAUGGAAUGUCCCCGUUCUCAUCACAGGUGACACGCUGGAGCAUGGAGAGGGUCAAUGACUGGUCCGAGGUCAUGUGGCAUCUUAAGUUGCAUAUCUGGGGCUUAAUCAUGAUUUAUGUCUAACCUCCAAACUCAUGUGUUUUCCAGUACCCUUGGCUAUCAGUCUUGUUGCCCCAGCAUCAAGUGGAAUUUUUGCAAACUUACCUCUAAACUCCAUAGCAAGAGAAAAUUUGCCAGUCCUAUUAAUGGUCAUUCUGUCAGCCUAAUCAAGCAAAUACCUCUUUUAAUAAAUACACAUUAAAACCAA